UGACACUGCCAGCACAGCGAGAGGGAGGGAGCUGAAAAUUCGCCUGAUAUUUUCCAUUGCGCCACAUCCUGUGGGUUUCAUCGUUCUACAUAUUUUUUUUAAAAUUGUGAUCCUCACCCAUCAGUCUCGAGAAUAAUCUACAAAUAAUUUCGUGACAUUUACACGGCGACAAGCAUGGCUUUCAGUCUUGUGCUCUGCAUUCUGAAUCUGGGCUUUGCAGUGAGCACUGAGAUGGUCACAGUUGUCCAAAGCCCGGCUUUCAUUAAGGUAACCGAGGGGGAGAUGGCGGUUCUGCACUGCAUGCACGAAGGGAUUAGCGGAGUAAGUGUCCACAAGUGGUACAGGGGCAGUAAAAAUGGAACUGAACUUUCUAACCGUACAACAGAAUAUAGAGGCCGGGUCAUUGGACCAAAUAGGGAGCAAUCGGACGGAAAGGCAGGCGCUUCGAUUCAAUUAACAAAUGUAACGUUGAGCGAUGCGGCGACCUAUUAUUGCAAAGUGGAAUUUAUAACAGCUGGCGAAUAUUAUGGGCAAGGAACAACACUUAUUGUGACAGCGAGGAAGUCGAAUCAAACGCAAUGGCCAGCUAAUUUCAUGGAUGCACAGACAGCCCUGCUUGUGACAGCCGCGCUGUUUGGACUGGCCUUGUGCUCAGCGAUAAUCACUGCCAUUUUCUACCGAAUCAAAAUUAAAGGGAAACGUGAUGAAAGACAAUCGAGCACAAUUGACAUUCAGGCAAACGAAGUCGAUAAUGUGCAGUAUUGCACACUGAACUUCAAUGAAGGGAAAAGAACAUUCCGAACUUCCAUAGAUAAAGACAAGGUUGCGUGUGGUUUUUUAAAAGAUGAAUUAGUGUUUUAUCAUCCAACAUCAUAACCUGUUGCACAUCACGGAGGCACCAAACUCAAAAUAUGCAUCAUUUUUGUACUGCUAUCGCUCCAUUUAUUCUUCAUGAUAUGAUUACGACAUCAGCGAUCACGUUGUUAAUCCAGAAUCAUUUAUAUUAAAUGUUGAUAAGUUUUGCCCAUUAUAUAUUUGGAUGAGUCUAAAACAUUGAACCCCAAUUAUUAAAUUACCCAUGAUG
This is a messenger RNA of Carcharodon carcharias (great white shark), 1084 nucleotides long. Its product is annotated as signal-regulatory protein beta-1-like. Lineage: Eukaryota; Metazoa; Chordata; Chondrichthyes; Lamniformes; Lamnidae. Bases 175 to 876 code for a protein of 233 amino acids. The record is from RefSeq and is a predicted model, not a curated record. The transcript is spliced from 5 exons. Gene Ontology annotation, biological process: immune response-activating cell surface receptor signaling pathway; positive regulation of natural killer cell mediated cytotoxicity.